AGCCGUUUCCAGAAAAAGAACGGCUCCAAACGGCCAGUUUUCAACGAGUCGGUCGCAGCUCUUUGGGUUGCUUCCGAAGGAGUGUACGUGAGGUUCAGUUGUGGAAGCCUUGGCGAUCAUGCCUGGCUCUGUCGCGGCAAUGUCCACCGGCAGCGGCAAAAGCCAGCCGCGCUAUCGCACGGUCAACCACAACGCAGAUGUGGAUGAGACUCUCUUUGGCGCCGACCGAACUCGCAAGGGCGAGGAGAAGGAUGGGAAAGAAGUGAUGAUUGUGGGCAAGGACACUGUCAUGGUGCGAAAGAGAUAUGACAGGCAUGCAAAAGCUAGCCUCAAGGAUCAGGCAGUGGUCAUCGCAGCGUCGGAGCUCAACCGCUUGCGACAGAAUGCAACGCUUCUGACGAAAGAGGAGGAGAUUGAGCAGAAGCAGCGCGAGGAGGAGGCGUUGGCGGAACGGCAAGCCAAAUCCAUUGCGCGCAAAGAGAGGAUUAGGCAGAUGGAAGAAGAACGGAAAAGGAAUGCUAUCCAGAGCGAAAACGCCAAGGACGCGCGUGGCCCCAAGGGCGGCGUGCUGGAACGGGCGAAGCAAAUGUUGGAUGAAGACAUGGACGACGUGAAGCAUAUGAACCAGAUGAUGUUGUACUCAAAGAUUGUGACCAUCCGAGAUGCGCAAAUCCAGGAGAAGCGAAUGGUGCAAUCAGAGCGGGAAGAAGAGGAGCGUCAUUUGGAUGCCAUGAUGGAGAUUGAGCGGCUGAAGGCCUUGAAGAUGUACGAGGUCCGUGAGCAGGAGCGGCUUCAAAGUCAGCGUUCUGGAGCCAAGGUCAUCAUCGAGCAGAUCAAGGACCGCCAAGCACAGCGCAUGAAAGAGGAGGAGCAUCGUGACCAGGAGCGGUCCUUCGUGCUGAAACAAAUCCAAUCUUUGAAGGCCGAAGAGGUCGAGCAACAGCAGCAAAAGAAGCUUGCGGCAGAGAGGUUAAUGCAAGAGGUGAACGAGGCCAAUUCUGCUGCAAUGAAGAUCAAAGAGGAAAAGAUGUUGGCAGAGAAGCUUGAAGAACAGAAGAUCAUUGAAUACCAAGAAGCAAAGGAGCAGCGUGAGCGCGAAUUGGAAGCAGAGAAGAAUCGCUUGGCUGCAGACAAGGAGCGGGAGACUGCAAGGCUUCGAGCCAUGCAAGAGAAGGCCCAGGACAAGGCGGCUGAGAUGGAUGCUCUUCGGGCAAAGCGUGCCAUGGAAGCAGCUGAACGAAUUGCACGUCAGAAAGAGCAAGCUGAGAAAGACAAGCACGAGCGCAUGAAUGCCGAUUUGAAGGAGGCUCGACUGCAGCAACAAGCGGAGAAGGAGCGGCGCUUGGGCGAGCAGGCGAAGUUCGAGCGCGACGAGUUCGAGCGCAUCAUCGAGGUGCAAAUGCAGCAGGAGGAAGCUGAGCGACAACGUCAGGCCGAAGAGCAUCAGUUGCGCCUGCAGCAUGCUCAGGAGUUGCGUCACCAGAUCGCAGCGCGUGAGGAAAAGGCUUACCAGGAGCGCCGGGACUUCCUCGAGGAGGGCAACGCCGUCCGUGCAUCCAUUGGCAACGAGAGGAAGAAGCUGGAGAAGAUCAAGGCGAGGAAGAUCGAUGAGCUCCAGAAGAGCGGAGUUCCUGAGAAGUACUGGGCCGAGCUCGCCAGGAAGAAAAUCUCCAUCUGAGCCCAGCCGCACCGCCUUUCGCUUCGGUGACUCCAGCUUCGGCCCCCCCAAAACCGAACCUCCGCAUCGGACACAUACCCAGCCGAAAAAGACGACGGACCUUCAUCACGGGUUCCC
Messenger RNA from Durusdinium trenchii, 1795 nucleotides. The record is from the annotation of a GenBank genome assembly. NCBI's taxonomy places the organism in Eukaryota, Dinophyceae, Suessiales, Symbiodiniaceae.